CUGCACAGAUUGAUCGGUGGUUAAGAGGGCAAAUGUUUAUGGUUGUCUUUAUUAGUUGAAGCAAUGAGUUCAAAAGUCGGGAAGUUGUGUUGCAGCUUUAUAAAACUAGUUAGAACACAUCUGGAGUGUUUCAUACAGUUCUGGUCGCCCCAUUCUAGGAAGGAUGUCGUGGCUUUGGAGAGGGUGCUGAAGAGGUUUACCAGGAUAUUGCCUGGAUUAGAGGGCAUGAGUUAAAACAAAAGUUUGGACAAACUUGCUCUGCCCGCGGUGGGAGCAUCUACCGGUCACGUGAUCCCGUUUGCCCCUCCCAUUUAACUGCAGACGGGCAGCAUCUGCGCGUCUGUUUCCGCGGCCCCGCCCUCCGGAUGACGCAACAUUCACUUUGCGCAUGCUCAGUGUUUUUCUUUCCGCUCAGUGCUGAAGCCGAUCAUCUGCGGGCUCAGGAAGGGAUCCUCGCCUCUUGGGUUGGGAGCCGGGGGUCGCCGUCGCUGUUUGCGGGCCGAAGAUAUCACUUUCCCAUCGUUGUGCGGACCAACCAUUCAUCGGAGCAGGAAAUGUUUAAAUGGCUUUAAAACUGUGGCACUUCACAUUGACAGUAGAUAAUAGAAAAUCCCAGCUGCACGUCAACAAAGGCUAUUUGUGUGAGAGUGUUUCAGUUACGGUGGGGCCAGGCACCCAUGCAGCUCAGUGAGAACAGGGAAUAUUACCAGUGGAGAGUGUUAAACUGAGCCAAGUCACAGAUUGGAGAUGCAGAAAUGCCCGAUUCUUAUAGAGACAGGAAGAGCUUCAGAGAGUUUAAUGGUCAUUCGAGAUACCAGCACUCUGCCCAGUUAGAAGAUGAUUUCUCUAUCCAACUUCUGUUGAACUUCACUGUAACAGUGUGAUGCCAGAUCACACCUUGACAACUCGAGUGAUCUCAUCUUAAGUGUUGUCCUUCACUCAAUGAUAGAUUUUAUAAAUCGUUUUUCAGGUUAAAAAUGACAAGGAAUAUAUCUACGGGAAUCUCAAACACAACACACCAGUGUUGCUGUCUCUAUCCAGAUAUUUAAGAAGUGGAGCAAGGGAUUCUACACUCGAUCAUCCUUCCUGCUCAGACUGUGGCGAGGGAUUCACUCGAUCAUCUGACCGACUGGCACGCCUGUCAGUUUACACAGGGGAGAGGCCAUUCACCUUUUCAGACUGUGGGGAUUCAAGGUCAAUUCAUCAAGUUACAUCAGCAAGUUCACAUUGGGACAAGCCAUACACCUGUUCUGUGGGUGAGAAGGGAUUCAGUUGGUCAUCCCAACUGUGGACACACCAGUCAGUUCACAUCAGCCAGAAGCUGGUCAUCUGCUGAAUUUGUGGGGAAGGAUUCACUCAGUCAUCUGACCUAAUGGCUCACCAACGAGUUCGCACUGGGGAGCGGCUGUUCACCUGCUCGGACUGUGGGAAGGGAUUCACUCAGUCAUCUCAUCUACUGAGACACCAGUCAGUUCACACUGGAGAGUGGCCAUUCACCUGCUCAGACUGUGGGAAGGGAUUCACUCAGUCAUCUGAACUGAAGGUACAUCAGAGAAUUCACACUGGGGAGAGGCCAUUCACAUGCUCAGACUGUGGGAAGAGAUUCACAACGUUAGCUAGCUUACAAGCACACCAGCGAGUUCACACUGGGGAGAGGCCAUUCACCUGCUCAGUCUGUGGUAAGGGAUUCACUCAGUCAUCUCAACUGAAGGUACAUCAGCGAGUUCACACUAGGGAGCGGCCGUUCACCUGCUCAGUCUGUGGGAAGGGAUUCUCUCAGUCAUCUAAAGUACUGAGACACCAGUCAGUUCACACUGGGGCGUGGCCAUUCACCUGCUCAGAGUGUGGGAAGGGAUUCACUGAAUCAUCCUCCCUACAGAGACACCACUCAGUUCACACUGGGAAGUGGCGGUUCACCUGCUCAGACUGUGGGAAGGGAUUCAAUCGGUCAUCUCAUCUACUGAGACACCAGUCAGCCCACACAGGGAAAGGGCCAUUCACCUGCUCAGACUGUGGGAAGGGAUUCACUCAGUCAAGUCUAUUGAAGAUACAUCAGCGAGUUCACACUGGGGAGAAGCCUUAUACCUGCUCAGACUGUGGGAAGGGAUUCAUUUUGUCAUCCCAACUGAAGGUACAUCAGCGAGUUCACAAUGGAGAGAGGCCAUUCUCCUGCUCAGACUGUGGAAAAGGAUUCACUUCGUCAUAUCACCUACUGAGACACCAGUCAGUUCACACCGGAGAGUGGCCAUUCACGUGCUCAGUUUGUGAGAAGGGAUUCACUUCGUCAUAUCGCCUACAGAAACAUCAGUCAGCCCACACAGGGAAAUGACUGUUCACCUGCUCAGUCUGUGGGAAGGGAUUCACUCAUUCAUCUUAACUGAAGUUACAUCAGCAAGUUCACACUGGGGAGAGGCCAUUCACCUGCUCUGAAUGUGGGAAGCGAUUCACUAAGUCAUCUAACCUUAUGUAACUCUCGCUUCGGCUAGCAGCUUAAUAGGGGGUGAUAGACCCCCAGCCCAGCAAAACUUAAGAAAUCUUCUUUGGGUGGAUGCUGUGUGAUGUGUCCCCUGUUACAAAUCAGUACCCUGAAAUAACAAACAGUACACAAUAUAUGAUUGAAAGAUUGAGCUUUAUAAUUCUUACUUUGACUAUAUUGUUAGUGAAGAAAACAAAAAAAAAGAAAAUGGGCCCACUCUCUCCAUUCACGUCUUCUCAUCUCUCCCCAGCAAAAGACCAUGAAAUCUCUCUUCCAGACUCACAAGGAAGAACAUUUCUGUCAUUGGAUAGCCCCGCACAACAAAACCCUGUUAUCUUUCAUCAUAACCUAAACAUUGCUGCUACAGAGAAAUCGUUACCUCAGCUGUGAAACAUUAGAGAAAGGCCAUUACAUGAGCAGUGAAACCUACAGCAUGUUACACUUGUGACACAUUACUGGGUUCACACUGGGGAGAAAGUUUCAACAAGCUGCAUGCUCGAUAUUUGUCCAUCAUUGUUUCGAAAGCAAUUUCGAGAGUGACUGUCGGUGCUGAACUCUGCAAUUAUUGCUGCUGCUACCACACCCAGUCCUGCACCCUGGUCACUGGGCAUGGGAGGAGUUUCUUCUGCUGCAUAUUCACCUUUAAUGGGACUGGAGUUUAAUAUUCUGGAUCUGAGACAAAUAAAUCAGUUCUAUUUUAAACUCUGUCUCUAGUACUUAAUUAAUUUAUAACAUACCUCGUGUACAGUAGAGAGUCAACUCAGGCCGGUUGGACCCUGCCAACGAUUCAGUUCCACAACAGUCCAUUUAAAUCCUCCCCUGUUGUUCACUUCUUGCUCUCCCUGUGGUGAUGGGUUCCAAACAGUCACCACUCUGUGAGUUAAGAGGUUUCCCUUGAAUUUUCUGCAGACUGAAGAAGUCGAGCUGACUGCAGUUCUGUCUGAGAUAUUCUUCGCCCCUCUAAUCUCUGGGCGGAGGAAGAAUGACAUUGGUAGUUAACCUCCUUAAUCAUGACUCAUUUCCACAUUAUCGGUCAUUUUCCCUGCUUGUAAAGGGUUGUUAGAAAACACCACUGUCCUUUAAAGACAUGGGAACAGAAUGGGAAACCAUCAGUUGGAUGUUCAACGAAGCAGGGUCAGAAACCGGAGGCGGGUCUGCACAGGGCAGAGUUUGAGGCUGUGGACGAUGGUCAGGGUAAGAACGUAUGAUGAGGAGAAGGGAAUCAGCAGCGGGGCUUGGCAAUGUAUGUCAGAGUAACAACAUUUGGAAGCUGAUUGACAGGGAAAAUAAUUUGUUUGUCUGACUGAUGACACAAACAAUGAUUAUGGUGAGGUGCUCCACUAGUUGAGGAACAUGAGUGUGUUGGGAAUGAUUGUAUCUACUGAGGGAGUUGGUCCUGCUUGUUUAUCCUGUAAUAUUAUAUCCAGAUGGUUAUUAUGGAUUGUCCUAUUAGUAGUUAUGUAUUGAUUAUCAUACAAUUUGUAAGAUUUUGACUCUAAAACUGGAUCAGGCUUGAAUUUAUUGUGCCUUUAUGAUGUUACAGUGGUCAUUCAUGAGUUUGUAUUUUAAAGCAAGAUUUUGGUGAAUGAUAUUUGUCACUUGAUUGUACCUACGUAAGUAAUCAGAUUGAGUUAAAUUGCUGCAGGACUGUGUCUGAUUUCUCUUGGCAUUUUCUGCAUUUAUUGCCCUUUUUGUUUGCCUUUAAUGUAAUUUUUAUAUUUUAAAAUGUUAACUACCUUGUCCUGUAUUUCCCCAAGGAACCCCUGUUUCUGGGAAGAGGUCUCCAACUCUGAGUCAGGCUCGCAAUGCUUCCCUGUUACCAGCUAGUGCUCAGAUCAUUGGGAUGUCUCCCAUGGAGGGUCACACUCAUUCCACUGGUCAAUAUUUUCUUCCAUAGUGAUGAUUCAUUUUUCUGAGUUGGUCUCUCAUUUAAGUUUUCUGGUCUGUAUUUCUUAUCAGAAUUGUAUAUACUCGCAUGGACUGCUAAAUCCUGUUUAUUUUUGAUGAAAAUAUAUACUUUAGAAAUCUUAUCAGACUGUUGAGUGAUUUUUUUUUAAUGUCUGUUAUAGCUCUUCCUCCUUCUGUCCUCAGUAGUGUUAAUCUGUGUGUUUGAGUGUGAUUAGUCUUUUCUGAAUUUGUCAUUUCAGUUCUUAUUUUUCUUUGUAAAGUUUCCAGAUCAGAAUGGAACCAAGAUAUUUUGCCAAGGGAAUAUGUUAAUAUGGGAAUAAUGGGACAGUUUAUUGCCUUUGUUGUAUUUGCUAUACCACGGAAAUAUGUUAGGCAAAUGUUCUUAAGCCUUGAAGUAAAUUUUGAAACAUGUUUUUGCUUUUUCACACUACUUUCUAUUUUCUCUGCUUGUUAAUAUUCCAGAUACCUCUGUAUCAAGUGAUCUGAUGAAGGGUCUUGGCCCAAAAUUUUGAUUCCCAACCUUAGAUGCUGCCUGACCUGCUGAUCUCCUCCAGCACAUUGUGUGUAUUGCUCUAGAUUCCCAGCACCUGCAGGGUCUCAUGUGUCCCAUAUACUUGUAUGUUUCUUGAAUAGGACACACAGGUAGGCAGAGAAGGUUGUAUGGUUCUGUUGGUAAAAAAUAAAAUCAAAUCAUUAGAAAGAGUCGGAAUGUGUUGAGUCAUUGUGGGUAGAACAGAGGAAUCGCAAGAGUGAAAAGACACUGAUGGGAUUUUUAUAGAGACCCCCCCCCCGCCCCCAUCAGUAGUAUGUAUAUGUUCCACAAAUUACAGCGGGAGAGGGAAAAUGCAUGUCAAAACAGCAAUAUUGCAGUAUUCAUGGGAGAUAGUCAUGCAGAUAUAUUGGGAAAAUCAGGGAGGUGCUGUAUCCCAAGAGCGUGAUUUCCUAGAAUUCCCACAAGAUGGCUUUUUAGAACAGCUCCUGGUGGAGCCCAGCUGGGGAUCAGCCAUUCUUGAUUGGGUGUUGUGCAAUGAACAGGAAUUAAUUACAGAACUUAAGGCAAAAGAACCCAGAGGGGGUAGUGGUCUUAAUAUAAUAGAAUUCACCCUGAAAUGUGAGAAGGAGAAGCUAACGUGAAAUAUAUCAGUAUAACUGUAAAAUAAAGAUAAUUACAGAGGCAUGAGAGAAGAAUUGGCCUAAAUUAGUAAGUAAGGAACACUGGAAUGGAUGACGACAGAAUGGCUGGAAUUUCUGUAAGUAAUUCGGAAGACACAGGAUUUAUAAGAACCAAAGAGGAAGAAGUAUUCCAAAGACAAGAUGAUACAACUGUGGUGAAUAGGAAGGCAAAGCCAACAUAGACACCAAAGAGAAGGCAUAUAUUGGAGCAAAAAUGGUGGGAAGUCAGAGGAUUGGGAAGGUUUUAAAAACCAACAGGAGGCAACUAAAAAAAUAAUUAAGGAAAAUAUGGAAUACAACGGUAAGCUAGCCAAUAAAGAGGAUACUAAAUGUUUCUUCAGGUGCAUAAAUUGUAAAGGAGAGGUGAGAGUGCAUAUUAGGCCAAUGGAAAACGAUGCUGGAGGGGUGGUAAUAGAGGCAAGGAGCUCGCGGAUGAACUGAGAAAGUAUUUUGCAUCAUUCUUCACUAUGGAAGACACCAGCAGGAUGGUGGAAUCCAGAUGUCAGUGGUCAGAAAUGUUUAUAGUACUUUGCUCAGGAGCAGGGUUCUUGGGAAACAGAAAUGUCUGAAGGUAAACAGGCCACCCAGAGUUCUCAAAGAGGUGACUGAAGAGAUUGUGGAGGGAUUAGUAAUGAUGUUUCAAUA
Messenger RNA from Mobula hypostoma (lesser devil ray), 6202 nucleotides. RefSeq names its product zinc finger protein 180-like. The coding region runs from base 1373 to 2329 and encodes 318 amino acids. The record is from RefSeq and is a predicted model, not a curated record. The transcript is spliced from 2 exons. NCBI's taxonomy places the organism in Eukaryota, Metazoa, Chordata, Chondrichthyes, Myliobatiformes, Myliobatidae.